Sphaerulina musiva SO2202 is the source of this 1800-nucleotide messenger RNA. Its product is annotated as cytochrome P450. Bases 1 to 1800 code for a protein of 599 amino acids. Lineage: Eukaryota; Fungi; Ascomycota; Dothideomycetes; Mycosphaerellales; Mycosphaerellaceae. The transcript has a single exon. The record is from RefSeq and is a predicted model, not a curated record. Gene Ontology annotation, molecular function: iron ion binding; monooxygenase activity; oxidoreductase activity, acting on paired donors, with incorporation or reduction of molecular oxygen.
AUGUCUUCUUACGUCGUGAUUGCGCUCGCACUCUUUGGCCUUUAUGCCUCAACCUUCGUAUAUACAUUCAUCCUUAACUACGUCCACGCCCGAAAAUCCAAUCUCCCCUAUGUCUGCGUCCCAUGGGACCAAAACCAUCUCUUCUGGAUGCUCGCUAGCGUCCCUUCACGUCCGUUUCUCAAAAAGCACCUCCCCACCUGGAUAUGGGAACGUCUCUCACUCACGGUGUAUGCCUUUGAAUUCACGGAAAAACUCCGACCCUUCACACAAUAUGCCGCGCCUCAGGGAAACGACAAAACGUACGUCCUCGUCAGCAUGGGAUAUUUUGAGAUUUCGACACGCGAUCCCGAGAUUGCGUGGGAAAUUUUAUCUAGCCAACGUUCCAAGACGGGAUUUAUCCAGCAUGACUUGAUCAAAGUGUUCAUGAGUCGGUUCGGGCCGAAUGUGUUGACGAGUGAUGGGGAGGCGUGGGCGAGGCAGAGAAAGGUGGUGGCGAGCAGCAUUACGGAGAGAAUUUCCAAGAGAGUUUUUGAGGAGAGUUUGAGGCAGGUCGAGGGGUUGUUGGAGGAGGUGUUUCUUUUGGAUGGGUGUGGAGGAGGAGGAGGAGGAGGGGGAGAUGAAAGUCGAUGUGAGACGGAGAGGUUGUUUGAUGGGAUGAAGAAGAUUACGAUCAAUGUGUUGAGUUCGGCGGGCAUGGGAGAGAGUGUGGAGUGGAAGGAUGAGAAGAAUAGUAGUCCCGAGCCGGGGUUCCGAAUGACUUAUAUUCAAGCUGUGAAUGCGGUGAUUGAUGCGGUGGCGGGACCGCUCGUUCUGCCCAAGUGGUUUUUGAGUUAUUAUCCUACUUUCUUACCUGGUGGGAAAUUUCUCAGAUCCGUGGGAUACGCGAUUGAGGAAUUCCCUAUUCACACCAAGGCACUGCUAGAGAGGGAGAACAAGAAGAGUGCACUCGAAGGGAAGACGAGGAGUAAUAUCAUGAGCCAAUUGCUUCGAGCGUCGGAAAGCGAAACCAAAGAUGGCGUUCGAACGCUGAGUGACGAGGAGAUGAUGGGCAACCUGUUCAUCUUCACCGCCGCAGGAUUCGACACCAAUGCGAAUGCCUUAAGCUAUGCUCUCGUCCUCCUCGCACGAUACCCUCAAUGGCAAGAAUGGAUUUCGGAAGAAAUCGAUGCCAUCAUCCCAGCAGAGAUGAGUAUUGCCGAAAUGGAUUACGCUUCCAUUAUCCCCAAAGCGACACGCACGUUGGCCACCAUGCUCGAGACCUUGAGACUCUUCCCGCCAGCUAUCCACAUGGCGAAACAGACCAAAGUGGAGCAGACCAUCACGACUUCCAGAGGGACAUUUUGGAUACCGGCAAACGCAACCGUGUAUAUCAACAAUAUCGGUUUAGGUCGUGAUCCCGACGUCUGGCGAAACUUGAACCUCAAAGACGGAGAAACAUCAAACGAGGUCGAUGAUGAAACCGUUUUCCGACCUUCCCGCUGGAUCAACGCCGACGGAGGACUCUUUCAACCUCCUCGGGGAACAUUCAGCCCAUGGUCAUCUGGUCCACGAAUUUGUCCGGGUAUGAAGAUGGCGCAGGUGGAAUUUACGAGUAUUUUUUUGAUGUUGUUACGGAGACAUCGGAUUGAGGCGGUGGCGAUGUGUAAGAGCGCGAAUGGAGAGGUGGAAAAUAGGAGGGAGGUGGAGAAGAGAUUGGAUCAGAGUAUUGAGGAUAGUAUUGCGAUUUUGACGUUGCAGUUGCCGAAUGUGUAUGAUCAGAAAAAAGGGGAAGGGAUCAAACUUGCGGUGGUCAAGCGGUAG